Cylindrotheca closterium is the source of this 1107-nucleotide messenger RNA. The record is from the annotation of a GenBank genome assembly. Lineage: Eukaryota; Bacillariophyta; Bacillariophyceae; Bacillariales; Bacillariaceae.
AUGAAGACUCUUUUCUUCCUAAUCUUUCUGAUUCGUAGAGCAUCUGCCUUCACCCAGCCUUCAAAGCAGAAAAUUUUCAUCAGGCAGAGUCCAAGCAGCUCAUUCUCAACUCAAGAUUCCAACAUCCAAAUUCGAUGUCCGAAAUAUGCCUCUACACGUCUCGAUGGAAAGAGAUGGCUACCCGAGUGGGAUGGGGAUGAUAUUCGUUUCCUAUCCCGUCUGAGACGCCGCAUUGGACGAUAUGAUAUCUCGAUCUCUACGAGUCGGACAAAGAACGCCCUGAUUACGGUUCAUUGGCUCUUUUUUCUGUACCAAACGGUCACAGCUGUCAAUGUCAUUCGCAAGGGUCACCGUUCAUAUUGGCCUAAGCAUGCACUGUCCAUUAUUGCUGAUGUUUUGUUGGGGAAGUCAGUUGGUGGGCCAUACAAGAAGGAUUUCUUGUACUCGAACGGAUUGGGAAACCGACAACCUCAUCGUUUCCUCACAUCAGGAUUUGUGCAUCAUUCAAUCAUUCAUUUUCUUGUUGAUAUGAUAGCGAUUCGAAAUCAGCCAUCAUGGCUAGCCAUGGGGCUCGGUGGACCACUCUACCUUACAACCUAUUUGAGUAGCAUUGUGGCUGGAAAUGUAGCACAACAAUGGUACAUUAAGAAUCCGUUCGAUCGCACAAUAUCGAUGGGAGCCAAUGGUGCAAUCGGGGGAAUCUAUGGACUCAUGUAUGUCCAACUAAUGAAAAUGGAAACUUCACGAGGCAUGUUUCGAGUGAUCAAGGGCAUGGGAUUAGUCUUCUUGAUUGGAACUCUCAUUGAAAACGUAAAUCCUGUUUCCCAAGUCGGUGGGUUUGUUGGUGGAGCAUUUGUUGGUAUUCUCUGUGCCCCUGGCUACAAGAAGAGCUACUCGUUGACGCGAAAAAAUAGCGUGGAAGUCGAUCCAUUGUCGAGGGAGUAUCGACAAGAGGUUGGGUAUGGCAUUCUACCAACUCGAGGAGGUUGGGUUCCACUUCCAAUCUACUGGGCAGUCGUAGCUGCAGCAAUUUUUCUUGCAGAUGAUAAAUAUCGCAUGAUUCCUGUCAAAAUAUUGAAAGGCCUUUGGAAUCCUGGUUCGCUAUAA